AAACUACCAAAGAAGGGCGACUUAGGCCUCACUCUGCAAGAACUGGCGAGGAAUCAUGCUCCUAUCGACGCCAAGUAAAAUCCUGAGUCGCAUCAUCCUGGAGAGAUUAAAGGACGCACUGGAGACAGAACUCCGACCAGAACAAGCUGGAUUCAGGAAAGGCAAAUCAUGUACUGACCAAAUUGCAACUCUACGCAUCAUCAUCACAGAACAAAGCAUGGAAUGGCAAUCAAACCUCUACCUCAACUUUAUAGACUUUGAGAAGGCCUUCGACAGCGUUGACCGUGAAGUAAUUUGGAAAUUACUCGAGUACUACGGCGUACCCCAAAUAUUCAUCAACCUUAUUCAACAGCUGUACGACAACGGCACAUGUCAAGUGAUCCACAACGGAAAACUCAGCGAGGCGUUUGGAGUAAACACAGGAGUCAGACAAGGGUGCUUAUUAUCACCAAUGAUAUUCCUAAUUGUGGUGGACUGACUGGAUUAUGCGUCAGACAGUGGGAAACGAGAAGACAGGGAUAUCCUGGACCGACGUGAAGAACCUAGAAGACCUGGAUUUCGCGAGUGGAUGAUUUAUGUUUGAUGUCACACAAAAUCGAAGACUUACAAGCGAAAACCGACAAACUGGUCGAAGAAGCAGCCGG
Messenger RNA from Trichobilharzia regenti, 644 nucleotides. Lineage: Eukaryota; Metazoa; Platyhelminthes; Trematoda; Strigeidida; Schistosomatidae. The record is from the annotation of a GenBank genome assembly.